Molecule: messenger RNA, 461 nt
Organism: Gongylonema pulchrum
Lineage: Eukaryota; Metazoa; Nematoda; Chromadorea; Rhabditida; Gongylonematidae
Source: the annotation of a GenBank genome assembly
CUGGUAAUAUACGUUGCAGAUCACUUGCGACGGCGCCUGGAGCCAUUAUUAAAUUUUGAGCAACGUUCUUUGGCCACUCCAUUCAGUGUGCAGGAAAUUAUCAAUAUUUUGAGAGAGGAGCGUGCCGAAGAUAUUGUUUGUAUCAGAGUACCGGUGCCUGGUUUUGCGGAUAAGAAUAUUGUUAUUUGCACGCCCCACAAUACCCGACACAGCGAAGCGAUGAUGCUGGCUAUUCGCAAGUGUUUCAAGCUGAAAACAAACUGUGAGGUGGUGCCACCAAGGAAAAGCAAGGUUGGUAGAUGGCUGUGCUACAGUUUUGGAAAUAUUGUUUUACAUAUGAUGUCGCGAGAUGCACGCUUAAAAUAUGAUCUUGAAAGUCUUUGGGGUGUUGGAUGGGAAGAGAUGCCAGAAGAUGAAUUCACCAUUCCUACUCCUCCCACAUCAGUUAGUCCGUGGUAGCU